AUGGAAAAGUCUAAUUAUACUCCUGAAAAUUUGUCUUCUAGCUGGGAACGUGUAUCAGAUAUGUCUUCUAGUAAUGCGUCAACUGAAAAUAUUCAUGCAUCUGGUGAUAGUACAUUUUGGCGAGGACAAGAUGAUAUUGUUAUCACUGGUGUAAGUGGACGUUUUCCUAGAUCAGAUAAUAUGGCUGAAUUUGAACAACAUUUGUAUGCUGGUGAUGAUUUAAUUACUGAGGAUGAUCUCAGAUGGACUCCUGGUUUAUUUGGACUUCCAAAUCGUCAUGGAAAACUAAAAGAUUUAAAAAAAUUUGAUGCCCAAUAUUUUGGAGUUACACCUAAACAAGCUAAUUUUAUGGAUCCACAAUCAAGAUUAUUAUUGGAAUGUGUUGGUGAAGCUAUGCUUGAUGCUGGAUUAAAUCCAAAAGAUUUAAGGGGUACAAGAACUGGUGUUUUUGUUGGUUGCUCUGCUUCAGAAACAAGUGGUGCUUUAACACAAGAUCCAGAAACUGUUACAGGUUAUACAUUAACAGGAUGUGUCAGAUCUAUGUUUAGUAAUCGUAUCAGUUAUACUUUUGAUCUUCGUGGUCCAUCAUUUAGUGUUGAUACAGCAUGUUCUUCAUCAUUAUGUGCACUUCAGUUAGCUUUGGAUUCAAUGAGACAAGGACAAUGUGAUUCAGCUAUUGUAGCUGGUAGUCAUAUAACACUUACUCCUACUGCUGCACUUCAAUUUUUAAGACUUGGAAUGUUAUCAGAUGGUGGUGCAUGUAGAACAUUUGACGAAUCCGGUGAUGGAUAUUGUCGUACAGAAGGUGUUGCUGCAAUUCUUUUACAACGUGUCCCAGUAGCUAAACGUAUUUAUGCAACUGUUGUACAUGCAAAAUCAAAUACAGAUGGUUUUAAAGAUCAAGGUAUUACUUUUCCAUCUGGUGAAAGACAAGCAGCUUUACUUGAAGAAGUUUAUAAAGAGGCUAAUAUUGAUCCAAAUAGUGUAACUUACGUUGAAUGUCAUGGUACAGGAACAAAAGUAGGAGAUCCACAGGAAGUAAAUGCAAUUUGUGAAGUAUUUUGUAGUAAUCGCUCUUCUGAUAACCCACUUCUUGUUGGUUCAAUUAAAUCUAAUAUGGGACAUGCUGAACCAGCUUCAGGUGUGUGCUCAUUAGCGAAGGUCAUUCUUGCUAUGGAAAGGGGUGCAAUUCCACCUAACCUUCAUUAUAAAACACCAAAUCCAUAUAUACCAGGUCUGUCUGACGGUCGUCUAAAGGUUGUCUCUGAAGUUACACCAUUUAAAGGUGGUUAUGUUGGUAUUAAUUCAUUUGGUUUUGGUGGAUCAAAUACUCAUGUUUUAUUAAAAGCUGCUGAUCAUAAAGUUAAUGAAAUUAAAGGUACAUCAAAUUUACCAAGAUUACUUAUAUAUCCUGGAAGAACACAAGAAGCAGUAAAAGAAAUAUUUAAAAAUGUUGAAGAAAAUAAAGAUAAUGUUUAUUUACAAAGUUUAUUAUACAAUCAAAUAGAUAUGUCACCAAAAGUUGCUCCAUAUCGUGGUUAUAUGCUUUUUAAUCGUAAAGGUACAGAUGAUAUAAUAACUGAUAUUCAAAAAAUUGCACAAAGUGAUCCUCGUCAAAUUUGGUUUGUUUAUUCCGGUAUGGGAUCACAAUGGCCUGGUAUGGCACAAGGAUUAAUGUCAAUACCUCUUGUUGAUGAAUCAUUACGUGCAUCCUCAAAAUGUUUAGAACGAUUUGGUAUUGAUGUUUAUGGAAUGUUAUGUAAUUCUGAUCCAGCACAAUAUCAAAAUAAUACAUUAAAUUGUAUGCUUGCUAUUUCAUCAAUUCAAAUAGCUCUUACUGAUUUAAUAUUAUAUCUUGGUGUUGUUCCCGAUGGUUUAAUUGGACAUUCAACUGGUGAAAUGGGUUGUGGAUAUUGUGAUGGUUCAUUAUCAAGAGAACAAACUAUGGAAUUAGCUUAUUAUCGUGGUACAAGUAUUAUGGAAAGUAAAUUACCAAUUGUUGGUGGUAUGGCUGCUAUUGGUUUAUCAUGGGAAGAAGCUGAAAGAAGAUGUCCAAAAGGUGUUGUUCCAGCUUGUCAUAAUGGUGCUGAAUCUGUAACAAUAUCUGGUGAUGCUGAUAAAAUUAAAGAAAUGGUUGAUGAAUUAACUAAAGAAGGAGUAUUUGCAAAGUAUGUUGAUACAUCAGGAAUUCCAUUCCAUUCUCCACAAAUGCUUCAAGUUAAAGAUGCUAUGUUAAAUGCUAUGAAACAAGCUGUUACUGAACCAAAAGAAAGAUCAUCUAAAUGGAUUUCAACAUCAAUUCCUGAAUCUGAAUGGGAUUCUGAAUUAGCUAAAACAUCAUCUGCUGAAUAUCAUGUAAACAAUGCCUGUUCUCCAGUACUUUUUUAUUCUGCUCUUCAAAAAAUUCCAGUAAAUGCUAUUGUUAUUGAAAUUGCACCACAUGCACUUCUUCAAGCUAUUCUUAGAAGAAAUUUACCAAAAACAUGUACUAAUAUUGGUUUAGUAAGUAACAGAGCAGAUAAUGAAUUAGAAUUUACUUUACAAGCAAUUGGAAAAAUUUAUCAAGCAGGUGGAGUAAUUUUCCCUCAAAAACUUUAUCCAAAAGUUACAUAUCCUGUACCAAAAGGUACACCAAUGAUUGGACCAAUGUGGAAAUGGGAUCAUUCACAAGAUUGGUCAGUUGUUGAUGGUAAAAUGAUGGCAACAUGUGGUGGUGGACAAGUACCAUCAUCAGCAUCAUACAAUAUUGAUCCAUUUGCUAAUGAUUCAAAAGAUGUUUAUCUUCUUGAUCAUUGUAUUGAUGGUAGAGUAUUAUAUCCAUUUACAGGACAUAUGGUACUUGCAUGGAAAACAUUAUGUAAAAUUAAAGGAGUAGAUUUUCAAUCAACACCAGUUGUUUUAGAAAAUGUUAAUGUUUUUAAAGCAACAAUAUUAACUAAACCAAUUAGAUUAGAUGUUGUUGUAACACCUGGUACAGGAUAUUUUGAAAUUUUAGAUGAAGAUCAAGUAUGUGCUAGUGGAAAAAUUUAUAUUCCAGAUGAAUCACAACCACCAUAUUAUGAUGAUUUCAAAGGUAUUGAACCUGCACCAAUUGGUGAAAGAAUUGAACUUGAUUCAGAUGAUUCUUAUAAAGAACUUCUACUUCGUGGUUAUGAAUAUAAAGAAGCUUUCCGUGGUAUAUAUAAAGUAUGUAAUUCUGGAGAAAAAGGUAAAUUAUAUUGGAAUGGAAAUUGGGUAACAUUUUUGGAUUCUUUACUUCAAACAUCUUUACUUGUUGAAAAAGCUGAUACAUUACGCCUUCCAACUAGAUUAAGAUAUCUUCGUAUUGAUCCUGUUAAACAUUUAAAUUCUGUUAUUGAUGAAAAAGGUCUUCAACUUAUUGAACUUCGUAAUGAUGUUCCUACAAAUGGUUGUAUUGCUGGUGGUGUUGAAUGUUGUGAAUUAACUUCAAAUACUGUCUCUAGAAGAAUACAAAUUUCUGGACAACUUUAUAUGGAAAAAAUAUUCUUUGUCAAAAAUGCUGAUGAUCAUGCCUUUUCUGAUUUUCCAAAAGAUGCUUCAUGUUUAACAUCAUACAAAGAAUCACUUAAAGCAUUACUUUAUCAAGGUCUUUGUGAAUGGAAAAAAUCAGGUGAACUUGAAUCAUUUGAAAAUUCAGAAAUACUUAAUAUUAUUAUUAAUAAACUUAAAAAUGUUUUACCUAAAUCUGAUAGUGAAAUGACAAGUAAAUAUACUGAAGAAACACAAUAUUCAUUAUAUCGUACAUUAAGUGAUAUUUUUAAUCAAUCUUUAAAAUCAACUUCUAUGGAUCAAAAAUUAGAAGAUACAAUUAUUAAUAAAAUGCAAUCAUCAUAUAAAACAUUUGAUAGUGAUAAAUUAUGGGGUGCAUCAUUUAAUCAUGAUCGUAUUAUAAAAGUUAUUCAUGAUAUUGUUAUAGAAAAUACUGCUGGACAUAAAGCAAGAUGUGGUAUUUUUAAUGCUACAUCUACUGAUAUAUUAAAAUAUCUUAUCAAAUCUAUUGAGUCUCAUCCAUUAUUAGAAGUUGAAUGGAAUGUUGUUGGAAAUACUAAUAAUAGUUUAGAUGAAAAUACUUUAACUCAAUUAGGUAUUAAGAAACAAACAAUUAACUUUGAUUCACCAGAUGCUAAAUUAAAUGAUAGUAAACCAUUUGACUAUAUAAUAUUAGAUAAAGUAUUAAAUAAGCAAAAUAAUCCAAUAACCUUUAUUAAGAAAUGUUGUGAAUUUUUAAGAAGUGAUGGAUUUAUUAUUAUUAAUGAAUAUACAAAAGAUUUUGAAUUUGUUACUUCUAUUGAAGUAUUAAAUGGUAGAAAAUUAUCAUCUAAAGAUGAGAAUGGACGUAUAUUCGGUGCUUUCUAUACACAUGAUAUGUUAUUAAAUUUAUUUAAAGAAACUGGUUUAACUGUUUCUUGUUAUCAAACUGAUCCAAGUAUGUUAACAACAAUGUAUAUAAUACGUAAAGUACCAACUGAACCCAAAGAUCCUGUUAUUAUUAAUGUUGAUGAUGUUGAAAAUUUUGAAUGGAUAGAAGAUUUAAAAGUUAAAAUUGAAGAACGUCUUACUGAACCUGAUACAAAAUCUAUUUGGCUUGUCUCAGAUAAAGUUCGUAAUAAUGGUGUUAUUGGUAUGGCAUUAUGCUUUAAUGAAGAAAAUUUAAAAAAUAAUAGAUUUAGAACAUUUUGUGAUAUUUCUGUUAAAGAAUGUAAUAGAACAGGACCACCAAAAAUUUCACUUGAUAAUGAAGAAGGCAAACAAAUUAUGGAUCUUGAUUUACAUGCAAAUAAUUAUAGAGAUGGAGUUUGGGGAUGUAUGAGACAUAUUGUUGUUAAAGAUGAAGAACAACAUGUUUAUAAAGAUUGUGAACAUGCAUUUAUUAAUACAUUAGUUAGAGGUGAUGUUGCUUCAUUAAAAUGGUUUGAAUCACCAAAUCAAUUUUAUGAUUCAUUCCCAAAUAAAUCACCAACACAAGAUUUAUGUUCAGUAUAUUAUGCUGCAAUAAAUUUCCGUGAUGUUAUGUUAGCUUAUGGUAGAUUACCACCAGAUGCUAUUCCAGGAAACUUUGCUGAUCGUGAAUGUUUAUUAGGAAUGGAAUUUGCUGGAAGAUUAAGAAAUGGUAAAAGACUUAUGGGAAUAUUACCAGCUCAAGCAUUAGCUACUACAGUUGUUGUUGAUACAGAAUAUGCUUGGGAAGUUCCUGAUAAUUGGACAUUAGCUGAAGCCGCAACUGUUCCUGUUGUUUAUGCUACUGCAUAUUAUGCACUUGUUAUGCGUGGACAAAUUAAAAAAACUGAUCGUGUUCUUAUUCAUGGUGGUUCUGGUGGUGUUGGUCAAGCUGCUAUUGCUAUUGCUUUAUCAUAUGGUUGUGAAGUUUUUACAACUGUUGGUACAGAAGAAAAGAAACAAUUUUUAAUGAAACGUUUCCCACAAUUAAAAGAUAAACAUUUUGCUAAUAGUAGAAAAGCUAACUUUGAAACAUACAUUAGACGUGUUACUCUUGGUAAAGGUGUUAAUAUUGUUCUUAAUUCAUUAGCACAAGAAAUGCUUCAAGCAUCUGUACGUUGUAUUGCACAACAUGGUAAAUUCUUAGAAAUUGGUAAAGUUGAUUUAUCACAAAAUUCAUCACUUGGUAUGGCUGUUUUCUUAAAAAAUGUAACAUUCCAUGGUAUUUUACUUGAUGCUGUUAUGGAUACAUCUAUUGGUUGUAAAGAAGAUUGGCUUCAAGUAUCAGAACUUCUUAAAAAUGGAAUUAAAAGUGGUGUUGUACAACCAUUACCAUAUUCAUCAUUCUCUGCAGAGAAAGCUGAAGAUGCCUUCCGUUUCAUGUCAGCUGGUAAACAUAUUGGUAAAGUUUUAAUGGAAAUUAGACAAGAAGAAAAAGAAAAAAUUUGUGUACCAAAACCAAUAAAAGUUAAAGCUAUAUGUAGAAGUUUAUGUAAUCCAAAAUAUUCUUAUCUUAUAACAGGAGGAUUAGGUGGUUUUGGAUUGGAAUUGUCACAAUGGUUAAUUAAUCGUGGUGCUAGAAAUAUUAUUUUAACAUCAAGAUCAGGAAUAAGAACAGGAUAUCAAGCACGUCUUGUACAUUUCUGGAGAAGAAUGGGUGUUAAUGUAUUAAUAUCAACACUUAAUAUAGGAAAUGAAUCAGAAACAUAUACAUUAAUACAACAAUGUCAAGAACUUGGUCCUAUUGGUGGUAUUUUCCAUCUUGCUAUGGUUUUACGUGAUUGUCUAUUUGAAAAUCAAAAUGUUAAAAAUUUCCGUGAUUCAGCAGAAGCUAAAUAUUUUGGUACAAUGAAUUUAGAUAAUAUUUCAAGAAAAUUAGUAUCAAAAGAUACAUUACGUUGGUUUGUUGUAUUUUCUUCUAUUUCUGCUGGACGUGGUAAUGCUGGACAGACAAAUUAUGGAUGGUCAAAUUCUACUAUGGAACGUAUGAUUGAACAAAGAAGAGAAGAUGGAUAUCCAGGAAUAGCUAUUCAAUGGGGAGCUGUUGGUGAUGUAGGUGUUAUUCUUGAAAAUAUGGGAGAUAAUAAUACUGUUGUUGGUGGUACAUUACCACAACGUAUGCCAUCAUGUUUAACAACAUUAGAUUUAUUCUUAUCAUGGAAUCAUCCUAUUGUAUCAUCAUAUAUUAAAGCUGAUAAUAUUAAUAAGAAAUCAUCUGGUAGUGGCAAUCUUUUACAAACAAUAGCACAUAUUCUUGGUGUUAAUGAUAUUACACAAUUAAAUCCAGACACUAAUCUUGGUGAUCUUGGUUUAGAUUCAUUAAUGGGUGUUGAAAUUAAACAAGCACUUGAACGUGACUAUGAUAUUGUUUUAUCAAUGAAAGAUAUUCGUACAUUAACAUUAAAUAAACUUCAACAAAUGGCUGAAAGUGGAGGAACGAAUGAUUCAGAAAAUUUCGGAACAUCUGAAAAAGAUUUAAUGAAAGAGAAUAAAUUAGAUGAGGAAAAAAAUACUGUUGAAGCAUUAGAAAAACAACUUAAUCAAUUAUUCAAAUUAAGAGUUGAUGUUAAUGAUUUGGAACCACAAGAAAUAAUAAUUAAAUGUAAUGAAGUAGAAGAAGGACCAAAAGUAUUCUUCCUUCAUUCAAUUGAAGGAAUUGCUACACCAUUAAUGAAAGUAAUGAAAAAUUGUAUAUUCCCAGCAUAUUGUUUCCAAUCAACAAAAGAUGUACCAAAUGAUUCAAUUGAAAGUGUUGCUGAUAAAUAUAUAAAUGAAAUGAAAAAAAUUCAACCAGAAGGUCCAUGGAGAUUAAUUGGUUAUUCUUAUGGUGCAUGUAUAGCAUUUGAAAUGGCAACAAAACUUCAGCAAAAAGAAGGUGAAAAUGCUGUUGAAAAAUUAAUUCUUUUAGAUGGUUCACAUUUAUAUAUGCAAACAUAUAGAGAUGUUUAUCGUAAAGCAUUUGGUGUUACUGGAGAAACAUUAACAAAUGAUCCAUUAUUUGAAACUGAAAUUUUAGUUGCAUUAACUUUCCGUUUUGCUAAUGUUGAUUAUAAGAAAUAUCGUAUAGAAUUAUUACAACUUCCUAGUUUUAAAGCAAGAGUACAAAAAGUUGUUGAUACAGUUAUGACGACAGGACUUUUCAAGUCUCCAGAUACUAUACAAUUUGCCUGUGAAGCUAUGCGCUGUAAAUUUUUAAUGGCUGAUAAAUAUAGACCAGUUAGAAAAUUCAAUGGUCAAAUAACAUUAAUAAGAGCUGAACAGGGAGCUGCUCGUGAAGAAGAUGUUGGUUCAGAUUAUGGCAUCAGUCAAGUGUCUAUGGAUAGUCAAGUUUAUGUUGUACCAGGAGAUCAUGAUACAUUUGUACAGGGCAAAAAUUCAUUAAAGACAGUUGAACUUAUAAAUACAUUAGUUGAAAAAUCAUAUCAAAAAUAG
Strongyloides ratti is the source of this 7890-nucleotide messenger RNA. Its product is annotated as Thioesterase domain and Acyl transferase domain and Acyl carrier protein-like domain and GroES (chaperonin 10)-like domain and Alcohol dehydrogenase, C-terminal domain and Polyketide synthase, KR domain and Beta-ketoacyl synthase, N-terminal domain and Beta-ketoacyl synthase, C-terminal domain and Acyl transferase domain and Acyl transferase/acyl hydrolase/lysophospholipase domain and Malonyl-CoA ACP transacylase, ACP-binding domain and Thiolase-like, subgroup domain and Thiolase-like domain and NAD(P)-binding domain and Polyketide synthase, acyl transferase domain and Polyketide synthase, phosphopantetheine-binding domain and Polyketide synthase, beta-ketoacyl synthase domain and Polyketide synthase/Fatty acid synthase, KR domain and Polyketide synthase, enoylreductase domain and Fatty acid synthase, domain 2-containing protein. The transcript has 2 exons. Gene Ontology annotation, molecular function: fatty acid synthase activity; 3-oxoacyl-[acyl-carrier-protein] synthase activity; oxidoreductase activity. Gene Ontology annotation, biological process: fatty acid biosynthetic process. The record is from RefSeq and is a predicted model, not a curated record. Bases 1 to 7890 code for a protein of 2629 amino acids. NCBI's taxonomy places the organism in Eukaryota, Metazoa, Nematoda, Chromadorea, Rhabditida, Strongyloididae.